Ordospora colligata OC4 is the source of this 1530-nucleotide messenger RNA. Its product is annotated as putative nitric-oxide synthase. The coding region runs from base 1 to 1530 and encodes 509 amino acids. Lineage: Eukaryota; Fungi; Microsporidia; Ordosporidae. Gene Ontology annotation, molecular function: flavin adenine dinucleotide binding; FMN binding; oxidoreductase activity. The transcript has a single exon. The record is from RefSeq and is a predicted model, not a curated record. Gene Ontology annotation, cellular component: cytosol.
AUGAUUCCAAUUCUCUAUGGCUCACAGACAGGAACCUCAAGGUAUGUGUGCAGACUUCUUGAGAGGGCGGCUGUGCAUGGAUAUAGCGAACGCACAAUAUAUGAUCUGGAGAGCUUUACAUCAGGUAAAGAAAGUAAAACACAAUGUAUUGUUCAAUCAAUAGACGAGUUUGGUAUAGAAAGACUUCUUGAUACAAACAUUGUAGUAUUUGUGUGUUCAACGCACGGCGACGGAGGAGAACCUUUCAACAUGUCUAGGUUCUGGGCAUUUUUAUCAAGAGAUGACCUUCCAGAUGGUAUCCUAUCACACCUAAAAUUCGCUGUAUUUGGACUGGGAAGCUCUACAUAUGAAAAGUUCAACUACUGCUCAAAAAGACUGUUCAAUCGACUUGUAAUGUUAGGUGCAACACCGAUCAUUCGAAGAGGAGAAGGAAAUGCACAGGACAAAGAUGGUUUUCUAACUGAUCUCAGGCCCUGGGCUAAGGAACUAGUUGAGUGUUUACACACACUCAAAUCUGAGUUCCGAAUUAGCAUGGAACAUUCAGUGCCUGAGGAAUAUGAUACAAUAUUGAUUGAGAAGAGCACAUUGACUUCGAGCGACCAUCAUCAAAAAAUAGUUGAGUUUGUAUUUGACAUUCCUGAAUAUAAGGAUUUCUGUCCAGGGGAUUGCAUAUCUUUUCUUCCAACAAAUUAUAAUUAUACUGAGUUCAUGCAAUACAAUCAAAUUAAAAGCGAAGAUUAUGCAGGAAUAGACGUAGAGUACAUUAUCAAGAACACAGUAGACUUUAAUUCACCACCAAGACAGAUAUUCUUUUUUGAGCUUAAACACUUUCUAGUGGGAAAGCAAUAUAGCGAGGAGCACCUUCAAAAGAUUGAUGAAAUAGCAAAUAGUUACGACUUGUACUACAGCUAUGUGCAUAAGCCCCGAAGGACAACUUUUGAAGUUCUAAAGGAAUUCAAGGUAAGGGUAGAUAUCAGGUUUCUCAUAGACUUCGUGCCAACGAUAUAUCCAAGGUUUUUUUCAGUUGCAAGAGUAGAUGGGAAGUAUCACAUUACUGUGGCAAUCGUAGAAUACUACACGUCAAUUGCAGAUCCUCGCAGAAGCAUUUGCUCCGAGUAUCUUUUGAGAUUGGCAGUUGGUGAUAAGGUUAAAGUGGGUAUUGGCAGAAGCAAUCUAUAUUUUGAAUCUAAAAAGCUGCUGUUUUUAUGCACAGGUGCAGGAAUAACGCUUGCAAGGACGUGUAUCAAUGAGUUCAAGAACAAGGAGAUUGUGGUGUUUUAUGGAUUCAGACACCGGGAUAAAGACUUUCUAUACUGUGAUGAGUGGAAUAAGCAGAAUGUGAAGUUGUUCUGCGCAGCAUCUAGAGACGAUGGGGUUUACAUACAGGAUGUGUUUAAGAAGAACCCAGUUGAUGGGAUUGAUGAGUACCUUGUUUUUGUGAGUGGAAAUUCAAGACUUAACAAGGUGGUUGAGCAGAUGCUUCAAGAGGUGUAUGGGAAAAAGAUUUCUUUUCAAUCGGAGACAUGGUAG